GGGGUGUGCAUGCUGGAGAGCAGAGAUUAGUUGUGGCUUCAUUCUUGAACACACCCAUGGUGGAAAAUGCCUGUAUCCAAAGUGUUAAAGCAGUGAAAGCUGCCCAGUUUCAUCAGUUUGCUUUAGCAGAGCUAGAAGCCUAUGGCUCAUGCCAUUUCAGAAUUAAACUAAACAAUGUGUUUUGUAGAAGCAGACUUAGAUUGUCUCUGUGUGAAAAAGCCUUGGCUGAGUACUUGGACACCAAGCGGCUGGCGUUUCCUAGAUUUUACUUUAUUUCCUCUGCUGACUUACUGGAUAUUCUUUCAAAUGGCACCAACCCACAGUUGGUCCAGCGCCAUCUUUCAAAACUCUUUGACAAUAUGGCCAAAAUGAAAUUCCAGGUGGAUUCUGAUCAACAUCCAACCAAGCUGACCUUAGGGAUGUAUAGCAAAGAGGACGAGUAUGUUAGUUUCAGUGAACCAUGUGACUGCAGUGGCCAGGUGGAGAGCUGGCUGAAUCAGGUGCUGCACCAUAUGAGGGCCACUGUGAGGCAUGAAAUGACAGAAGCAGUGAUGGCUUAUGAGGAAAAGGCAAGGGAGCAGUGGCUUUUUGACUACCCUGCACAGGUGGCACUGACCAGCACCCAGAUUUGGUGGACCACAGAGGUUGGCAUUGCCUUUUCCCGUUUGGAGGAAGGCUAUGAGAAUGCCAUGAAAGAGUAUUACAAGAAGCAGGUGACCCAGCUGAAUACCCUCAUCACCAUGCUCAUAGGACAUCUCUCAAAGGGUGACAGGCAGAAAAUCAUGACCAUCUGUACCAUUGAUGUACAUGCUCGAGACGUGGUGGCCAAGAUGAUUGCUCAAAAGGUGGACAAUGCACAAGUAUUCCUUUGGCUGUCACAACUCCGGCACAGGUGGGCAGAUGAGGAGAAACACUGUUAUGCAAACAUUUGUGAUGCACAGUUCCUAUAUUCCUAUGAAUAUCUUGGGAACACACCACGCCUGGUUAUCACUCCUCUCACAGACAGAUGCUAUAUUACUCUCACUCAGUCUUUGCACUUGACUAUGAGUGGGGCUCCUGCAGGGCCAGCUGGAACUGGAAAGACUGAGACCACCAAAGAUCUGGGUCGAGCUCUGGGCAUCAUGGUGUAUGUGUUCAACUGUUCAGAGCAAAUGGACUACAAGUCUUGUGGGAACAUUUACAAAGGUCUUUCUCAGACUGGUGCUUGGGGCUGUUUUGAUGAGUUUAACAGAAUCUCUGUUGAGGUUCUAUCAGUGGUGGCUGUACAGGUAAAAAGCAUACAGGAUGGCAUACGAGACAAAAAGCAGUAUUUUAAUUUCCUUGGAGAAGACAUUAAAUUGGUUCCAUCUGUUGGUAUUUUCAUUACCAUGAAUCCUGGCUAUGCGGGUCGUACAGAACUGCCUGAGAAUUUGAAAGCUCUUUUCAGGCCAUGCGCAAUGGUUGUGCCAGACUUUGAGUUGAUCUGUGAAAUUAUGUUGGUAGCAGAAGGAUUCAUAGAAGCCAGGUUGUUAGCUAGGAAGUUCAUCACCCUUUACCAGUUAUGCAAAGAGCUGCUGUCCAAACAGGAUCACUAUGACUGGGGGUUACGUGCAAUUAAGUCAGUGCUAGUUGUUGCUGGUUCUCUCAAGCGAGGUGACCCGGACCGUCCUGAAGACCAGGUGUUAAUGCGCUCUCUCCGAGACUUCAACAUCCCAAAGAUUGUGACAGAUGACAUGCCUGUGUUCAUGGGUCUAAUUGGGGACCUCUUUCCUGCUCUGGAUGUCCCAAGAAAACGAGACCUCGGAUUUGAAUCUUUUGUGAAACAAGCUGUGCUGGAGCUUAAGCUGCAACCAGAGGACAAUUUUGUGCUCAAAGUGGUACAACUUGAGGAACUCCUGGCUGUUCGGCACUCUGUUUUUGUGGUGGGCAAUGCUGGCACGGGCAAGUCUCAGGUGCUGAAAUCCCUGAACAAGACCUACCAUAUCAUGAAGCGGAGGCCGGUUUGGACAGACCUCAACCCCAAAGCAGUCACCAAUGACGAACUCUUCGGCAUCAUCAACCCUGCCACAAGAGAGUGGAAGGAUGAUCCAAGGGCAGAGCGGGAGAGGAGACAGGAAAACAAGAUAACAGUCCUGUACUUAGUGCAAAUAAAAGCCAAAAUUACACAGCAGUUACCUCAAGCAACAGCUCAAGCCUUCAAAUGA
Molecule: messenger RNA, 2183 nt
Organism: Gekko japonicus
Lineage: Eukaryota; Metazoa; Chordata; Lepidosauria; Squamata; Gekkonidae
Product: dynein heavy chain 9, axonemal-like
Exons: 13
Biological process (GO): microtubule-based movement
Cellular component (GO): dynein complex
Molecular function (GO): dynein light intermediate chain binding; ATP binding; dynein intermediate chain binding
Source: RefSeq, a predicted model, not a curated record